This is a messenger RNA of Nothobranchius furzeri (turquoise killifish), 6015 nucleotides long. NCBI's taxonomy places the organism in Eukaryota, Metazoa, Chordata, Actinopteri, Cyprinodontiformes, Nothobranchiidae. The record is from RefSeq and is a predicted model, not a curated record.
ACAGCUGCACCAACAACAACUACAGCUGCUCCAACAACAACCACAGCUGCCCCAACAACAACCACAGCUGUCCCAACAACAACCACAGCUGUCCCAACAACAACCACAGCUGCUCCAAUCACAACCACAGCUGCUCCAACAACAACCACAGCUGCUCCAACAACAACCACAGCUGCUCCAAUCACAACCACAGCUGCUUCAACAACAACCACAGCUGCAGCAACAACAACCACAGCUUCCCCAACAACAACCACUGCUGCUCCAAAAACAACCACAGCUGCCCAAACAACAACCACAGCUGCUCCAAUCACAUCCACAGCUGCUCCAAUCACAACCACAGCUGCUUCAACAACACCCACAGCUGCACCAACAACAACCACAGCUGCCCCAACAACAACCACUGCUGCUCCAAAAACAGCCACAGCUGCCCCAACAACAACCACAGCUGCACCAACAACAACCACAGCUGCACCAACAACAACAACAGCUGCCCCAACAACAGCCACAGCUGCACCGACAACAACCUCAGCUGCUCCAACAACAACCACAGCUGCCCCAACAACAACCACAGCUUCCCCAACAACAACCACAGCUUCCCCAAAAACAACCACAGCUGCUCCAACAACAACCACAGCUGCCCCAACAACAACAACCACAGCUGCUUCAACAACAACCACAACUGCACCAACAACAACCACAGCUGCACCAAAAACAACAACAGCUGCCCCAGCUACAACCACAGCUGCACCAACAACAACCACAGCUGCACCAACAACAACCACAGCUGCUCCAACAACAACCACAGCUGCACCAACAACAACCACAGCUGCCCCAGCUACAACCACAGCUGCUCCAACAUCAACCACAACUGCACCAACAACCACAGCUGCUUCAACUACAACCACAGCUGCCCCAGCUACAACCACAGCUGCCCCAACAACAUCCACAGCUGCACCAACAACAACCACAGCUGCUCCAACAACAACCACAGCUGCACCAACAACAACCACAGCUGCUUCAACAACAACCACAGCUGCACCAACAACAACCCCAGCUACAACCACAGCUGCUCCAACAUCAACCACAGCUGCACCAACAACAACCACAGCUGCACCAACAACAACCACAGCUGCUCCAACAACAACCACAGCUGCACCAACAACAACCACAGCUGCACCAACAACAACCACAGUUGCUUCAACAACAACCACAGCUGCCCCAACAACAACCACAGCUGCACCAACAACCACAGCCGCUCCAACAUCAACCACUGCUGCACCAACAACAACCACAGCUGCUCCAACAACAACCACAGCUGCACCAACAACAACCACAGCUGCACCAACAACAACCACAGUUGCUUCAACAACAACCACAGCUGCCCCAACAACAACCACAGCUGCACCAACAACCACAGCCGCUCCAACAUCAACCACAGCUGCACCAACAACAACCACAGCUGCACCAACAACAACCACAGCUGCACCAACAACAACAAACAUAGCUGCACCAACAACAACCACAGCUGCCCCAACAACAACAACAGCUGCCCCAACAACAGCCACAGCUGCCCCAACAACAGCCACAGCUGCACCAACAACAACCACAGUUGCUUCAACAACAACCACAGCUGCCCCAACAAGAACCACAGCUGCACCAACAACCACAGCCGCUCCAACAUCAACCACAGCUGCUUCAACAACAACCACAGCUGCACCAACAACAACCACAGCUGCACCAACAACAACAAACAUAGCUGCACCAACAACAACCACAGCUGCCCCAACAACAACAACAGCUGCCCCAACAACAGCCACAGCUGCCCCAACAACAGCCACAGCUGCACCGACAACAACCUCAGCUGCUCCAACAACAACCACAGCUGCCCCAACAACAAACACAGCUUCCCCAACAACAACCACAGCUUCCCCAAAAACAACCACAGCUGCUCCAACAACAACCACAGCUGCCCCAACAACAACAACCACAGCUGCUUCAACAACAACCACAACUGCACCAACAACAACCACAGCUGCACCAAAAACAACAACAGCUGCCCCAACAACAACCACAGCUGCCCCAACAACAACAACCACAGCUGCUUCAACAACAACCACAACUGCACCAACAACAACCACAGCUGCACCAAAAACAACAACAGCUGCCCCAACAACAGCCACACCUGCACCGACAACAACCACAGCUGCUCCAACAACAACAACAACCACAGCUGCCCCAACAACAACCACAACUGCUCGAACAACAACAACAGCUGCUCCAACAACAACCACAGCCACCCCAACAACAACCACAGCCGCCCCAACAACAACCACAGCUGCCCCAACAACAACUACCGCUGCUCCAACAACAACCACAGCUGCCCAAACAACAACCACAGCUGCCCCAACAACAACCACAGCUGCCCCAACAUCAACCACAGCCUCCCCAACAACAACUACAAGUGCUCCAACAACAACCACCGCUGCUCCAACUACAACAAAAGUUGCUCCAACAACAACCACGGCAGCUCCAUCUACAACCACAGCCGCCCCAACAACAACCACAGCCGCCCCAGCAACAACUACAAGUGCUCCAACAACAACCACAGCUACUCCAACUACAACCUCCACUGCUCCAAGAACAACCACAGCUACCCCAACAACAACCACAGCUGAACCAACAACAACCACAGCUGCCCCAACAACAACCACAACUGCUCAAACAACAACAGCAGCUGCUGCAACCACAACCACAGAAGCUCCAUCCACAACAACAGCUGCUCCAACAGCAACCACAGCCGCCCCAACAACAACCACAGCAGCCCCAACAACAACCACAGCUGCCCCAACAACAACUACAAGUGCUCCAACAACAACCACAGCCGCCCCAACAACAACCACAGCUGCCCCAACAACAACUACCGCUGCUCCAACAACAACCACAGCCGCCCCAACAACAGCCACAGCCGCCCCAACAACAACCACAGCCGCCCCAACAACAACUACAAGUGCUCCAACAACAACCACAGCUGCCCCAACAACAACCACAGCCACCCCAACAACAACCACAGCUGCCCCAUCAACAACUACCGCUGCUCCAACAACAACCUCAGCCGCACCAACAACAACCACAGCCGCUCCAACAACAACCACAGCCGCCCCAACAACAACCACAGCUGCCCCAACAACAACUACCGCUGCUCCAACAACAACCACAGCCGCCCCAACAACAACCACAGCUGCCCCAACAACAACUACCGCUGCUCCAACAACAACCACAGCUGCCCCAACAACAACUACAAGUGCUCCAACAACAACCACAGCCGCCCCAACAACUACAAGUGCUCCAACAACAACCACAGCCGCACCAACAACAACUACCACGGCUCCAACAACAACCACAGCUUCUCCAGCUACAACAACAGCUGCGCCAACAACAACCACAGCCGCCCCAACAUACACCACAGCCGCCUCAACAACCACAGCUGCCCCAACAACAACUACAAGUGCUCCAACAACAACCACACCCGCCCCAACAACAACCACAGCUGCCCCAACAACAACUACCGCUGCUCCAACAAAAACCACAGCUGCCCCAACAACAACUACCGCUGCUCCAACAACAACCACAGCUGCCCAAACAACAACCACACCUGCCCCAACAACAACCACAGCUGCCCCAACAACAACUACCGCUGCUCCAACAACAACCACAGCUGCCCAAACUACAACCACAGCUGCCCAAACAACAACCACACCUGCCCCAACAACAACCACAGCCGCCCCAAAAACAACUACAGGUGCUCCAACAACAACCACCGCUGCUCCAACUACAACAACAGCUGCUCCAACAACAACCACGGCAGCUCCAUCUACAACCACAGCUGCCCCAACAAGAACUACCGCUGCUCCAACAACAACCAGAGCUGCUCCAGCUACAACAACAGCUGCUCAAACAACAACCACAGCCGCCCCAACAACCACAGCUGCCCCAACAACAACCACAGCCACCUCAACAACAACUAAAAGUGUUCCAACAACAACCACAGCCGCCCCGACAACAACCACAGCUGCCCCAACAACCACCACUGCCGCCCCACCAACAACCACAGCUGCCCCAACAACAACCACAGCUGCCCCAACAACAACCACAGCUGCCUCAACAACAACCACAGCUGCCCCAACAGCAAAUACAAGUGCUCCAACAACAACCACAGCUGCCCCAACAAUUACCACAGCUGCCCCAACAACAACUACAAGUGCUCCAACAACAACAACCACAGCAACUCCAACAACCACGGCAGCUCCAUCUACAACCCCAGCUAUCCAAACAACAAUAACCACAGCAACUCCAACAACAAACACAGCAGCUCCUACAACAACGACAGCUGCUCCAACAACAACCACAGCAGCUCCAGCUACAACCACAGCUGCCCCAACAACAACCACAGCUGCCCCAACAACAACCACAACUGCUCAAACAACAACAACAGCUGCUGCAACCACAACCACAGAAGCUCCAUCUACAACCACCACGGCUCCAACAACAACCACAGCUGCUCCAGCUAUAACAACAGCUGCCCCAACAACAACUACAUCGUUUCCAACAACAACCGCAGCUGCUCCAACAACAACCACAGCUGCCCCAACAACAACUACAGCUGCCCCAACAACAACCACAGCUGCUCCAACAACAACCACAGCAGCUACAACAACAACCGCAGCUGCUCCAACAACAACCACAGCUGCUCCAAAAACAACCACAGAUUCUCAAACAACAACCACAGAAGCUCCAUCUACAACCACCUCUGCUCCAACAACCACAGCUGCCCCAACAACAGCCACACCUGCCCCAACAACAACUACAACUGCCCCAACAACAACCACAGCUGCUCCAACAGCCACCACAUCUCCCCCAACAACCACAGCAACUUCAACAAUAACCACAACUGCCCCAACAACCACACCUCCCCCAACAACAACUACAACUCCCGCAACAACAACCACAGCAACUCCAACAAUAACCCCAGUUGCCCCAACAACAACAACUACAGCUGCUUCAACUACAACCACAGCAGCACCAACAACUCCAUCUGCCACAACAACCACAGUUAUGACCACGAGAACUCAAAACAUUCAAGAUGUCAAAGUAACAAGGCGAAUUACUUUUAGAACUACAGACACAGCUUUUUCCAACAAUUUGCUUCUUUCAACCAGCGACAGCUUUAAAGCACGAGUUAACCUCAUAGAAAUAUUACUCACGCCAAUAUUCAACAGACAAUAUCCCUUUUUCUACAGUUUCGUAGUGAUUUAUUUCAGGCCUGGAUCAAUCAUGAACACAGGGGACAUAACUUUUAAUUCAACAGGGGUUCCAAGUGACACUGAGAUUAUGAAUCUGUUGGUCAUGGAAGCUCCAAGAAUCAACAACUUCACAAUUGAUACUUCCAAUAUCACUUUGGAAGACCCAACACCAAUAAUUACCACUACUGCUCCAACAACAACCACAGCUGCUCCAACAACAACCACACUAGCUCCAACAACAACCACAGCUGCUCCAACAAUGACCACAGCUGCAACAACAACAUCCACAGCUGCUCCAACAACAACCACAAAAGCCCCAACAACAACCACAGAAGCCCCAACGACAACCACAGCUGCUCCAACAACAUCCACAGCUGCUCCAACAACAACCACAGCUGCUCCAACAACAUCCACAGCUGCCCCAAAAACAUCUACAGCUGCUCCAACAAUAUCCACAGCUGCUCCAACAACAACCACAGCUGCUCCAACAACAUCCACAGCUGCUCCAACAACAACCACAGCCUCCCCAACAACAACCACAGCUGCCCCAACAACAACCACAGCUGCCCCAACAACAUCUACAGCUGCCCCAACAACAUCUACAGCUGCUCCAACAACAUCUACAGCUGCUCCAACAACAUCUACAGCUGCCUGCUGUAACAACAUCCACAGUAAUUCCAACAACAUCCACCACUGCUCCAACAACAACCACUGA